GGUCGAUGCCAAGGGAAGGAACAUGAAAUGUCUGACUUUCUUCUUAAUGCUCCCCGAGUCAGUGAAAAGCAAGUCGAGUAAGAGCUCCAAGAAAGGGAAUGCCAGCGGGAGCUCCAAGCUGCCCCCCGUCUGUUAUGAGAUUAUCACUCUGAGGAGCAAGAAGAAGAAGAAGAUGGCAGCGGAUAUUUUUCCCACCAAAAAGCCGGCGUCCACCACCACGGUGCAACAGUACCAGCAGCAGAACCUGAACAACAACAACACCAUACAGAACUGCAACUGGCAGGGGCUCUACUCCACCAUCAGAGAGAGGAAUUCUGUGAUGUUCAACAAUGAGCUGAUGGCAGAUGUUCACUUUGUGGUGGGUCAGCCUGGAAGGACCCAACGGCUGCCCGGACACAGAUAUGUUUUGGCUGUCGGCAGCUCGGUGUUCCACGCCAUGUUCUACGGCGAGCUGGCGGAGAACAAGGAUGAAAUCCACAUCCCAGAUGUAGAACCUGCAGCGUUCCUGGCGAUGCUGAAGUACAUCUACUGUGAUGAGAUUGACCUGAGCGCCGACACCGUGUUAGCCACUCUUUAUGCUGCCAAGAAGUACAUUGUCCCUCACCUGGCACGUGCCUGCGUCAACUUCCUGGAGACGAGCCUGAGUGCCAAAAACGCCUGCGUGCUGCUCUCCCAGAGCUGUCUGUUUGAGGAGCCGGAGCUGACGCAGCGCUGCUGGGAGGUGAUUGAUGCCCAGGCCGAGCUGGCGUUACGCUCCGAGGGAUUCUGCGACAUCGACUCUCAGACCCUGGAGAGUAUCCUGCAGCGGGAGACACUCAAUGCUAAAGAGAUAGUGGUGUUCGAGGCGGCGCUCAGCUGGGCCGAGGCCGAGUGCCAGAGACAGGAGCUCACCUCGUCCACUGAUAACAAGCGGAAGGUUCUGGGCCAGGCCAUGUACCUGAUCCGUAUCCCUACCAUGGCUCUGGAUGAUUUUGCCAACGGAGCAGCUCAGUCGGGCGUGUUGACGCUCACUGAGACCAAUGACAUCUUCCUGUGGUACACAGCAGCCAAGAAGCCUGAUCUGCAGUUUGCCAGCCAGACCAGGAAGGGCCUGACCCCCCAGCGCUGCCACAGAUUCCAGUCCUGUGCCUACCGGAGCAAUCAGUGGCGGUACAGGGGCCGCUGUGACAGUAUACAGUUCGCAGUGGAUAAGCGAGUUUUCAUCGCUGGGUUCGGACUCUACGGGUCGAGCUGCGGCUCGGCAGAGUACAGCGCAAAGAUUGAGCUGAAACGUCAAGGAGUCCUGCUGGGGCAAAACCUCAGCAAAUACUUCUCUGAUGGAUCCAGCAACACCUUCCCGGUUUGGUUUGAGUACCCGGUGCAGAUCGAGCCCGAUACCUUCUACACGGCCAGCGUGGUGCUGGACGGGAACGAGCUGAGCUACUUUGGACAGGAGGGCAUGACAGAGGUGCAGUGUGGGAAAGUGACCUUUCAGUUUCAGUGCUCCUCUGACAGCACUAACGGCACGGGGGUGCAGGGGGGACAGAUUCCUGAGCUUAUCUUUUACGCUUGACAUCCCCCUGUGCGAGCAGCGGACUCAUAUCAGUGCACUUAUGGAAAGUAGAAUCACUCUGUGCAUAGUGCCACUUUCUUUAAUUUAUUUUUGUCACGAUGAAAAGAAUCUGAUGUCAGACCUGUGAGGAGGUCUCACGUGGUUUUACUUUCAGAAAUUGGUCCACUUGAGUAGGACCACAUGCAGCAUAUGUUGUAGGAUUCUGGACCGUCAGAGUCCUUAAAAAAACCACCUUGCACAUGGCGUGCGUGUAAAUAUGAAGAUAUGUAAAUCCUGAAAUGUAUAUGAAGCCACUCAUGUGGUUACAGCUGGUCACAGAAAAUCUUAUAUAAUGAAUAUGCUACGAUAUGUUUAUUAUUUCUAUGCUUGCAUAGAAUGCACAUAUAUAGCAGCAAUACUUCACAGUCUGUAUUAAACAAUGAGCAUUUCAUGUCAUGACUCAGUCAAAGCAUUUCACUGACUCAUACCUGCAAACAGGAAAGAACACUGGAGACAGUUUCAGGUCUCCAG
Notolabrus celidotus (New Zealand spotty) is the source of this 2062-nucleotide messenger RNA. It is a transcript of the gene btbd3b, whose product is annotated as BTB (POZ) domain containing 3b. The record is from RefSeq and is a predicted model, not a curated record. The transcript has 4 exons. The coding region runs from base 23 to 1552 and encodes 509 amino acids. Lineage: Eukaryota; Metazoa; Chordata; Actinopteri; Labriformes; Labridae. Gene Ontology annotation, biological process: cerebral cortex development; dendrite morphogenesis; neurogenesis. Gene Ontology annotation, cellular component: cytosol. Gene Ontology annotation, molecular function: protein binding.